UCUCCAGGUUUUGCGCUGGGCUGCGGCCGCCGAGUCGGUGGGGCGGCCGCGCGGGCUGCGGGCGGGAGGCGGCGGCGGCGGCGGCACAGCCCGCGCGGGCCCCGCCGUGGCCCAGGCAGCCCGGACGCCGCGGAGGGCGGCCGCACGCGGGCCGCGCGCCCGGGAUGCGGGACUAGCGGGCGGCUGCGUGCGGCCGUCGGUCGGGACAGCGAGGCCUCGCCGCGGGCGGGCCCGGUGGGGCAGCCGCGGCGCCGCCCCCUGUGCCCCGAGGCCGCGGCCGCGCCGCUUCUGCUUUCCCGCUUCGCGCGGCAGCGGCGGCCGAGGAGGCGCCCGCGCCGCCGCCGCCGCCCCGCGCCCUGACGGCCGCGGUUAUGCGUAUUCCUGUAGACCCGAGCACCAGCCGCCGCUUCACACCCCCCUCCACGGCCUUCCCCUGCGGCGGCGGCGGCGGCGGCAAGAUGGGCGAGAACAGCGGCGCGCUGAGCGCGCAGGCGGCCGUGGGGCCCGGCGGGCGCGCCCGGCCCGAAGUGCGCUCGAUGGUGGACGUGCUGGCGGACCACGCGGGAGAGCUCGUGCGCACCGACAGCCCCAACUUCCUCUGCUCCGUCCUGCCCUCUCACUGGCGCUGCAACAAGACGCUGCCGGUCGCCUUCAAGGUGGUGGCACUGGGAGAUGUGCCGGAUGGAACGGUGGUGACGGUGAUGGCCGGCAAUGACGAGAACUACUCUGCUGAGCUGCGCAAUGCCUCGGCGGUCAUGAAGAACCAGGUGGCCAGAUUCAAUGACCUGCGCUUCGUGGGCCGCAGUGGGCGAGGGAAGAGCUUCACACUGACCAUCACUGUGUUCACCAACCCCACCCAAGUGGCCACCUACCACCGAGCCAUCAAAGUCACCGUGGAUGGACCCCGUGAGCCCCGACGUAACGAGAGAUCCCGUGAGGAAAAGCAAAGCCAGGAGAAGGGCCGGAGCGUGCGGAGGGGGGGCCGGGGGUCCUCGAGAGGGCACCGGCAGAAGAUAGAAGACCAGACCAAGGUGUUCCCCGACCGUUUCGGGGACCUGGAGCGGCUGCGCAUGCGGGUGGCGCCCAGCACGCCCAGCCCCCGCGGCUCCCUCAGCACCACGAGCCACUUCAGCAGCCAAGGCCAGACCCCCAUCCAAGGCACCUCGGAGCUGACGCCCUUCUCCGACCCGCGCCAGUUCGACCGCUCCUUCCCGGCGCUGCCGCCGCUCUCGGAGAGCCGCUUCCCCGACCCCAGGAUGCACUACCCGGGGGCCAUGUCGGCCGCCUUCUCCUACAGCGCCGCGCCCUCGGGCGGCAGCCUGGGCGGCCUCAGCGUGGCGGGCAUGCCGGCCGCCGGCCGCUUCCACCACACCUACCUCCCGCCGCCCUACCCCGGCGCGCCGCAGAGCCAGAGCGGCCCCUUCCCCGCCAACCCCGCGCCCUACCACCUCUACUACGGCGGCGCCUCGGGCUCCUACCAGUUCUCCAUGGUGGCGGGCGAGCGCUCGCCCUCGCGCAUGCUGGCCUCCUGCCCCGGCGGCGCGGCGCCCGCCGGCAACCUCAUGAACCCCAGCCUGGGCGGCCCGGGCGACGUGGAGGCCGACGGCAGCCACAGCAACUCGCCCACCGCCCUCAGCACGCCGGGCCGCAUGGACGAGGCCGUGUGGCGGCCCUACUGAGCCGGCCACCGAGGGCAGGCCCGGAAGACGGCCCGGCGCCCGCGCCCCGUCCGGUCUCGGGACUCCCUCGCUGCAGGGCUGGGGCCGGACCUCGCCGGCAGAGAGGGCAGGGCGCACCUGGCCAGCGCCCCCGCCCUGCCGCCGCGCCCAGCCCAGAAGUCCCCGGGGUCCGCGAGUCUGGCCCUGGCCGCAGGUCCCGUCACAGGGAAGCCCUAUGGACUGGCCCGGGGCACUUCCCAGCCCCAGGCUCCCUCCCUCCGUCCUCUAGGUGUUUGGUUUCCUAACCUCCAGAGAACUCAGGGCCCCGCUAGGUCCUGGCAGCAAGCACUGGGGCAAGGGGUGGUAGGGUCGCCCCUGUCCCUGGGCCACUGGUCGGCCCAGCCACGCCCCCUCCAGCCUGCUGGCACUGCAGGAGUGAACAGCCUGAACAAAAACCAGUUUUUAAACCCGAUUUUAGAAAACGCUUUAGUGAACAUUUUCAAACAGAAGGGCUCUUACAGAUAAAGCUCUGCCGGGAAAGGCACCCCAUGCGCUCCGCUGCCUUAGGACUGGGGCUGUUGGGAUCCUGCCACCUCCAGACGCCCUGUUCCUACAGCAGCACCUCCCCUAAGGGUCCCUGCGAGGGACUGGGUGAGGCUCCGCAGGUGCCCGAACCUCACAUCUGUGCUGGGGGCGGUGGGGGCCCUGGGGGUGGGGGCAGAUGCACUGCACUGGCUGUGGAGGACACCCUGUGCCCGGAGGUCACCCCCGGAAUCUGCAGACAGAAGAGCAGGCCUUGCCCGGGGCUCAGGCUGCAGGGGUCCUCACUCCUGAGUUCCUUAGUUCUAGAAAGAACCAAGGGAUGGGAAGCUUACAAGGGCAGGCGAGCAGAUGAUGGUUCGUGACUGCUUAGGCCGCAUCCUCUGUGGAUGUGAAAAUUCCCCUACCAUGCUCCUCUUGAAGGUCUCUGUCAUAGGACUUAGCCUGCCGUGUCGCCUCCAACUGUAACAACAGCCAGGUACAUACUCUGACAGGUUAGGAAGUUCUUCUGGUGAUCCUACUCAGAUCCGUCCUGCUGCAGUUUCUCUUGUCCUGCCCUCACUGGAAUGAAAGCAUUCUCGGUCUCUUCCAAAUAGUGGCUGGGGGUGUCCUACAAACUCCCUGCCUCUGGGGGGACUCUCUACCCCUUCUCAGGAAGCAGCUAAAAGUCCACUGCCCUACCUGCUUCACUCCCAUUCUGUGGUCCUAAACUGGCCCAGGUCAGUGGGGGAGGCGCCUCUGGUUCCCAGUGCCCAGCACUUUGUAGCCCCACCCCUUCCUGAUGCCCGAGCCCCCACUGGGGCAGGGACAGGAAAUAAAUUGAUCUACCCCACCCCUGACGAGCAGCCCUGGCAGCCAAGUGGAGCCUGUUGUCGGGCCCGUGGUGGGCCGGGCUGGCAGAGAUGGGUCCUUAUUUGCAAGGCUGCUUUAUAGUUGUGUCAGGCGAACACACUGACGAAAGCACAAGGAGGGGAAGGGGUCGGGCGAGGUUACUGUAAGCGCGUGGGCAGCGGCUGCAGAUCCUUUGUGACAUAUUGUCACGCUGAGGCCUUGGUGUCUGCCGUGCUCACAUCUCACGUAAAACCGCCCCAGAACUGGCGGGGGUGGGGGGAGAGAAGCUGCUUUGCACUAUCGUUUGCUUGGUGUGUUUGUUUUUCAUGCACAACUUGCUUGUACAGUAAACUGUCCGUCUUCUGUACUAUUUAACUGUAAAAUGGAAUUUUGAUUUGUUACAAUAAUAUAACAGACCUGUCAAAGCU
Sciurus carolinensis (gray squirrel) is the source of this 3457-nucleotide messenger RNA. It is a transcript of the gene Runx3, whose product is annotated as RUNX family transcription factor 3. Gene Ontology annotation, molecular function: ATP binding; DNA-binding transcription factor activity, RNA polymerase II-specific; RNA polymerase II cis-regulatory region sequence-specific DNA binding. NCBI's taxonomy places the organism in Eukaryota, Metazoa, Chordata, Mammalia, Rodentia, Sciuridae. Bases 372 to 1679 code for a protein of 435 amino acids. Gene Ontology annotation, cellular component: nucleus. Gene Ontology annotation, biological process: neuron differentiation; hemopoiesis; regulation of cell differentiation. The transcript is spliced from 6 exons. The record is from RefSeq and is a predicted model, not a curated record.